AUGCCGAAAAAAAAUACAAAUUCUAAUAGACAGGGAAUGACUUAUAAUAUCAACUCUUUAGAUGAAAGAAAAAAGAUUAUGGAGUUAAAGAGAUUAGGAAAGAAGUCUAGAGAGAUAGCUACGAUAAUGAACAAAAAAUAAAAGUCAAUUGAAUCUGUCAAUAGUGAAGAGAGGAAAUCAGAAUACAAAGAAUUUAAAUAGAGAUUGAUCUCAUAUGGUUUAAGGAUCUUUAUGGAUAAUAUCUAAUAUUAUGUAAUAAUUAUCAAAUUAAUUUAGAUGUUGGAUAAGAAAAAGCUAACCAAAAAAGUCAGAAUUUUUAUAAAUCAAACUUUAUCAUCAAAAAAGAAUAAUGAAUUCAGAUUACUAAUACCUAAAGGUAGAAGAUCCUCCAGUUAGAGAAGAGUUAGAGAAAAAAUAGUUGAGACUAUUGUUUCUUGUUUAUUAUCAAGAUAAAAAACACUUGAAAAUGAUACAUCAACUAUUUAGAAUAAGAAUAAAAAAGAUAUUCUUUGUACUUAAGAAAAUUUGGAAAUAAAUUAAACAAAUUAAAAUUCUAACGACUAUGAAGAAUCUAUAGAGAAUUAAGGAUCUGAUGAUCAAAACGAUUAUUUAAUUAUUGAUCCAAUUACACCUUUCCAUCUAGGUUUGAAAUAGGAAACUGUAAACUUCUUCUAAAGUUAUCAAAGAAUUAAUGAGAUCAAUCUAAUUGAAGACUUAUCAACAAAUUAUGCAAAUACUUUCGAGUCGUUUAAAUAAUCUGUUGACAUGACUUCAGAAAAUGAAUCAAAUCAAACAUAAUUGAGUUCUAAUUGA
Molecule: messenger RNA, 813 nt
Organism: Paramecium pentaurelia
Lineage: Eukaryota; Ciliophora; Oligohymenophorea; Peniculida; Parameciidae
Source: the annotation of a GenBank genome assembly